This is a messenger RNA of Varroa destructor (honeybee mite), 2766 nucleotides long. RefSeq names its product N-alpha-acetyltransferase 80 (gene Naa80). Gene Ontology annotation, biological process: protein acetylation. The record is from RefSeq and is a predicted model, not a curated record. Gene Ontology annotation, molecular function: N-acetyltransferase activity; acetyl-CoA binding. Gene Ontology annotation, cellular component: cytoplasm. Lineage: Eukaryota; Metazoa; Arthropoda; Arachnida; Mesostigmata; Varroidae.
UUACUGCGAUUCAAUGUCCACAAGCGGAAGACUGUAGGAGAUGUAGGGUGGUGCUUACGUCGGCCGAUUCGGUCUCGAUGUUCGGGUUAUCACUAGUAAGGUACAAAGUAGAUGCGAUACUAGAGGUUCCAACGGAAUUUAAUAUAUAUGUGUUAGGCAAUUAAUACGUUUGAACGAGUGAGAACAAAUGACCAAGUCUAGAAACCUGUUCGUCAAAAAAAAAUAUUAAUUACAAUAAUUUGGAAGGACUACUAUUUUUGGAGAAAAUCUAAAUGGAGUUGCGCACGUGAAUUGAAAAAACGGAAGGUCUGGUGUGAACGACCCUACAAAUAUUUUUUUUUUGUAAUUUAUAAACUAAUGGACUUUUGUGAGCACAUGCAGACCCCUAGUAAUACUGACCAAUAAAGUAUUCGAGUGUUGAAAGAAGGAGUGUUGCAUCAAAUAUAGCAUCGCAUGUGACGGAACUUCCCUUCUAAUAUCAUUUUAAAUUCAAUAUUAAGUUAUCACUUCCAUCAAAUUUAGCCGGAUCGACAUUAGUAAGAUGAAAUCGGUUAUGAAUUUUUAGUAGAUUUUUGUACUGGUAGAUUGAAUCUGUUAAGCUUUUCGUCCAAAAAAUAUUCUCGUUUGACUGCUUACAACAUAAUGCUUAUCGGCCGUUUUAGGGCUCGAAAGAUCCUCUGGAUUCUGGCGAAGUUAUAGACGGACUUUAUUGCUUAAGACAAGUUCAAUAAGUUUAGUACUGUAAAAAAUGUAUUCGACGUUCGUUCCAAGCGUCCAUGGACUCCUGUUCACUUGCAACGAACCGCACCCUAAAGAAGGUGCAUAGCCCUGUUAUAGCUCCGGGCUGAGCUAGCACUACAAUAAAUUUAUGUGCACCCGAUCAUUUGGCGUCAGUUUGGCAAAAGGAGAUCAUAUUGUAGUGCCCAACGAAACGGAAGUCGGCCCAGAAAAAAAAUCGACGACUUAGAUCUUGAACGAAGUGAAAGUGCCAUGAGAAUGAUAAAUGUAAAUACUUGAAGCGAACAUUUCCUGGAAUUCGGUAAGCAAUAAACAAAUGCAACAGGCAAGAUGGUCAAAGGCGCAUGCCUCCAACUAGGAGAACUUCAAGACUACCCAGAAUACAUGCAGAUUUGCUGCGAUACGUUAAAUGCUGAAUGGAAACGCAGUGACACUGCCCGAAUUUACAGCCUCCAGAAAUCCAGUUCGUCGCUACCCGUUUCCCUUGUAAUGUUCGAUUCGUUGUCGCGUGAAUUUCUUGGCCACGCUCGACUUUGUCGAAUUCUCGAACGGCAGGACGCGUGUUUUAUCGAGAGUGUGAUCAUUGUAGCUGAUCGUCGAGGUGAAGGGUUGGGUCGAGAGUUGAUGCUCCUCGUUGAGGCGUAUGCGCGGGAUCGAGGCUUUCAAACAGCUUAUUUAACGUCCAUGAACAAGCAAGCAUUCUAUACUCGGCUAGGAUACACGUUCUGUGAGGCAGUAACAGCGUCAAGCGGAUGCCAUGUCAGCCUCGGGGGUGUUGUCCGGCCGCGGGUGAUUCCCGCCCCUUCAACAGUGGUGCCGCCAAAGAAUUCUCGGCAGCUUGAUUCAGGAAAUUCUCCACCUCCACCUCCACUACCACCAGUUGUGCAACAGACUAAACGGCUUGACCGAGACUGGAUGAUGAAGACGAUAAUGACAUGAUCCGAGAUUUUAGAUGUAAAUGGUUGCAUUUAUAUAUUUCAAGGCAAAGAGGGACAGUGAUAUAUUUACGGUUGUCUGUACACCUCUACUUCUGACUAUAUCCGCGUAUAUCAGAGUUACUACUAUCAUUUGUAAUAACGCAAUAAUUUGUAAAACUGUCAUUUAUAAUUGUCAAUGAUAAAGCUGUGUGUGCAGCAGUUGUUGUUGGGAAAAAUCUAUACAGACAAACGAGCUGAGGAUGAUCUGUCUUGAAACGAGGAAUCAGCCUAGUUUAGUAACGUGAAGAUGGACAAAACAGGAUAUAAUCACUAAUGCCCUGAAAGGACUUAUUGGACAACGAGACAGAACCGAUGAAGCUUUAGUUGAUUCAGAUGGCAGAUGAUACAAUCGACGCGAUAUCUUGGGGCACUGUGUUCUAGGAUGCCAAUGUGUAAAUAUAUUAGUCACCUGUUGACGAUUCCGUGAUCAAAUGUAGAGCAAAAAUACUUAGCAGUGCUAUUGUGUUACCUUAUUCUAUUAGUUGGGCUAUUUGUGUUCAUUAAUUUCGUUUCCGGCAAUUUGUUAUUUGCGUCUGCUUGUUUUAUUUCGUCUAUUUAUCAAACAUAUAUCUUGAAAAUAAUAACUGUUUGUCUGUGUGCAAACCUAUCAUCUUUCGUCUAAUAUCACCUAUUUAACUGUAGUCUCGAAAAAAAAACCCGCAAGUCUUAGGAAACAUAUGCCCGUCGGCAGGUCUGUGUAACUAUAUACGACCCACGUGUUUGGGUCAAGUAACAAAUAGGUAACUAGUUGAUUUGAAGAAUUGUAGGUUUUCGAAACUGUUUUUGCUCAACUAUGAUUGACCUGUGAAGUCUUUUACGACAAUACGCAGGGUUGGUGCCAAAGAUUUCACUAAAAAAGCUAUGAUCUUAAUUACUAUUGAAUUUACUGGCUAUUGAUAACGGUCUCCAAACUGUUAUAUAAUAUAAUAAAUAUGAAACCUACGGUUGACGUAUCGAAGACCUCAACAAAAAUAUGUCCAAACAAAACGCGGCGCGUUUAUUUCAAAAGACUUUAUUGCAGACAACGCUAAACAAUUGGUAUUGGCGCAUG